AGCUGAUCUACAAGUAGCGGCCCCUAGUGGUCAAAGAGAGAAGUUCUUCAAAUUCUCUUCAAAAUAGCUGAGAAGGACACGGAACCUACCCUAACCAUGGAGGAGUGUCUUACUGAUUUGGACAAAGGGGCUCAAUUAACUAGCCUAGUUGACACACCCCAACCAGUCAGUCCAGGAGAGAUUCUGCACACAACCAACAUUGACCAGUAUGCAGAGGCUGAAACUCAAGCCUCAACAAAGCCAAAAACGUCUCAGGGUCAAUACGAUCUUAGACAAUGCAGAAAGCUCACAGAAGCCAUGCACUCACAUCUGAUGGAGAAAUGGCACACCAUCCACAGGCGCCAUGAAAGAAGCUGGGAGAGAUUAUACAAACUCUACCACGAACAGAAGGAGGAACUCUCCCCAGAAUGGGCACACGCAGUGGAAGGAGAUAAGGAAGACGCCUAUGUGCAAUGGAUGGACUCUGAACAGCAACUCAAGGACGUUCAAGAACAAUUAAGAGACCCAAGUGUCGACAGCGAGAUGCAAAGCCUCCAGCUAUUAAACGAGGAACGCAAGAAGUUUCUAGAAAGCUCACAGAGUUUCCCACAGCCCGAGCCUCACCACAGAGGCAGUCCGGUUGACAGAGCCGAGCCCGAAGUUUCAUGCCUUUCACAUGCACCAUCCCAACGAUCGCACGCAGAUCCAUCUCAGGUUUCUGGAAAGGCCUCAUCCUUCCGCCACAUGUCCAGGGCACACUCUAGCGUGUCCCAACAAUCACAUGUCACAGGCGCCUCCCGCCUUUCGAAGGCAUCCUCCCGCCGCAGCCGAGCAUCCAGAAUUUCACAAGAAGAGCAAAUAAUCUUAGAUGCUAAAGCCGCUGAAGCUGUCUUUCGUGUGGCACAAGAGGAGAGGCAGAAAAAGAAGGAGUUGUUGGCCAUAGAACUUGAGGAAACUGAAAUAGAGGCCAAGCUGAAGGCUAUAGCAGCCAAAAGAAAGGACGCCCAAAACGAACUUGAACUUACUCAAUGCCAAAGAAUUAUGGCAGACAAAAUGGCUAGAGCGGAAGGCCUUCAGAAAAUACUCCAGUACACCACUUUCUUGCCAGACAGACAACAACUGGAAAACGAAGAGCGUCGUAGCCGCGUACAGACCUAUGUGGACAACCAAAGCACAUUCCAGAAUGCACAGAUGAGAGCACCACAGCCAGCCACGAGCCCCCCAAGACCGAGUAGACAAACAGAGGAAUCUCAACGACCUGAUUCGCUGGUCAACCUCAGAGUUGAUGACACGACACCUAGGUCACGAGAUCCUCCUGCCGUUGCUGCCACAUUGAACCUGAUGGCAACAACUGCACAGCGGGGAGGACCACAAGAUCUUUCCACCAUUAUUACCCCAGCAACGGCGACAAUUGCACAGCGGGGAGUACCCCAAGAUCUUCCCACCGUUAUUACCCCACAGAACCCACCAAACCAUACCACUAAUGGCUAUCGGAUGGAUCCACUUAUAGCGCCAACAGCCCUACAGCAGCACCAGCCGUCGCUCAAGGAAGAGAUUGAAAGAGUUAGAGCCACGCUAGAGUCGCUAGAGUCCCUGCUGCACCAACAGGAGGAAGCGCCCCAAGAAACUGCCACCACUCCUGACCACAGAAGACAGCCUCGAGCAUCAGCUCUGACAGCCUACCAGGAAGCUAGCUACACUCUACCAGAAACACAGACCUUCCAACACAUAAGCAAGCAAGAGCCUGGGCUCCCUCAGCUCAAUGCCAGAGCAGCAGAAUUCAGACCAAGCCAACAAGGUCCCUUGCACGUGACAUGGCAAAAUACACCCAGCCACCAUUACGCCGAAGGAAGUUACCAGCCAAACAUGGCACACGCCCCCACUCCUGGAAGCGAGGUACCAUCGCCACCCGGUUACACCCCUAUGAGACUUUACAGAAGCAGACUAGAUCUGGCAUCCAAGGGUGUACACAAAUUCCCCGAUAAACCGGGAAAGGACUACGUAUUGUGGAAGCUCACGUUCCAAACCGCCAUCCAAGAUGAAGCUAUAACAUCGAGCGAAGUGCUCGGACACAUGAAAACAUGGCUGGGACCGGCUUCCACACGAUUAGUAGAGAACACUCAACUAGCCCACCUAGGCAACCCAAACACCGCCCUUCUCAAAGCUUGGGAAAGGCUCGACGAGCGGUAUGGCGGACAUGAACUGACAGAAAAGUCGCUCUUAGAUUGCAUUUACACCUUCCCUAACAUCAAUAUCAAUGAUCACACCCAGAUGUUGGAAUUUGCAGACACGCUCUCGAUGCUACAUUCAGUUCGCGAGCAACCCAACAUGCCGAAACUUACCUGCCUCGAUCAGUUCGAGAAGCAAAGGAUCAUAGUUAGAAAACUACCAAAGCAGUCAAGGGAUGAAUGGGCCAAAAUAUCAGAAACCCACAGGAACCAAGACCCUAACGCACCACCCGCCUUCGCUGUACUCGCUGAAUUUGUGACCAACCAAGCAAAACUACGUCAUAAUGCCAGCAACUUCGAGCCAACAAAUGACAACUUCGGCCCCAACCGAAGUUCUUCCCAAGCUACGGACAGAACCAUACCUUUGGUGUAUAAAACUGACGAACAAACACCGAGAAGCGCUCUUUCGAACCCUCAUCCAACUACCAAAGGCCUAACUUGCCCGAUACACAAGUUCUCUCACUCUCUAAAUGAUUGCAGAGAAUUUAGGAAGAAAUCCCUAGAUGACCGAAAGACCCUACUCAAAGAGAAUAGGAUAUGUUUCAAAUGCUGUGACUCUAUGGAUCACAUAGCCAAGGACUGCACAGCUAAUGUGAAAUGCCACCUGUGCAACAGCGACAGGCACCCAGCAGCCUUACACCUAGAACCUAAGAUGCUGCCUAUGGAAUCACGACAAGCAACUAGCUCUACACCAGACUAAUCACUGACCGAGUCCUGUUGCUAAGGAAGACCAGCUUAGACAAUUGAACCUCUUCAGAUCCAGCUGUUUAUGUCUUUCCAGGUUUUUCAGUUCCUGAGUAUCCUGUGAAUCCAGUUCCCCUUAUUCCCGAGAAGCUUGGGUUCCAGUUUUUUCUGUUCCAGAUUUGGUU
Crotalus tigris (Tiger rattlesnake) is the source of this 3076-nucleotide messenger RNA. RefSeq lists its product as uncharacterized. NCBI's taxonomy places the organism in Eukaryota, Metazoa, Chordata, Lepidosauria, Squamata, Viperidae. The record is from RefSeq and is a predicted model, not a curated record. Bases 97 to 2907 code for a protein of 936 amino acids. The transcript has 2 exons.